AUGUAUAUAAAUAUAAUAAAUGUAUUACAGAUCAUGAAAUGGAAAUCAUAAUCUGUUACUGCCAACAACAAGUGCGCAAUUUUCACGUGGGAAGUCCGUACGGAUGCCGACUCUUCUAUGACCCAGAUAGGAACGAUCGGGUCCUUAUGGAACCCUUUAAACAGGAACUUUUUGGACCUGACCAGUUCGAACAGCUAGAAUUUCCUCCCUGUGAAACAGACAACCCCGGUCAGGAGGAGCACACUUAUAAACUUCUGUCGGCGUUAGACAGGGGGAUGCUUCUGGAGUGUCAUGACGGCAAAAUCUACGCCACGCGAAAAUCGAGAUGCGUAAUAUUUAUCUCCUCUCCCAUCGUAAACAAUGGAGAACCCUUUAAGCUGGAACGAAAUGAAAAAGUACAAGUGUUUGAUUGCCAUGGUUACUUUGAACCAAUGAUACACCGCUACCUGGCGGGCGCUUCUGGCAAACCACAGGCCCACUUUAUGAUUGGAUUUGGUCAGAGACUGAUGUCCAGCAAAUCGGACCACAGUGGUCUGCUUAUUUCAGCACAGGUGUAUCACAGCCGAGCCAAAUACCUGCUAAAUCAGGUCUCCUGCGCUAGUCCCCUUUCAUCGUCUCUAAAAUUUUCACAUCCUGACGAUUUUGACAAGCUGUUAUCAUACCUGAAACUUGGUGGCAAAGACGAAGGUAGUGAGCAUGUCAUGGAAACUUGAACCCAGACUUGGAAUAUGACGUCAUUUCCCUGAUAGACAAUUUGUUUGUUUAGUUGGGUUGUUUGUAUUGGUUGUUUUUGUUGAAGAGUUAAAUCUCCCCUAAAAUAAAAUGAAAAUAUUUGCUAGAUAAUUCACUGUUAGAAUUUCAAAUGUAUGCAAUUUAGCAAAAAAUUAGCCUUUGCAGUGUGAAAUCACGCAGAAAAAGUAAAAUCAUGCAGAGAUGGAGAUCGUGCUUUUGCUUUGCAGUUUGAUAAACCGUCGCUUUAAACUACUGCACCACCUGGUCAACUGAAAAGUAAAAAAAAAGAUAUUUCACACUUCAUUCGAAAAAAAAAUUGGAUGUGCUAAUACAUGUACUUUUAAAGUAAUUGUUUUCUGUAUAAAAUUUGUUGAUGUUUUGUAUUUCUUUCAAUCUGAAGAUAACAAUUUCAGAGAAAACCGAAACUUUAAAUGACAAAGAACAGAAAAAACAUUAAAAAAUAGAUAUGUGUACAUAUAUAUAUAUAUUCAGAGUAACCUUAGUUCCCCUUACUUCAUUUGCUGUUAUAUCUAGCGGAAUUAACGUUAUACAAAGAAGAUGAAGUUUAACCAUACACAUGUAUGUAAAUUUCUUUGCAUAACACAGCUAUUUUUUUGUAACUGUUACAAUUGUAGAUUAACAACUUUGAAAAUAAAAUAUGAAUUCCAA
Saccostrea cuccullata (small rock oyster) is the source of this 1401-nucleotide messenger RNA. RefSeq names its product interferon regulatory factor 6-like. Lineage: Eukaryota; Metazoa; Mollusca; Bivalvia; Ostreida; Ostreidae. Gene Ontology annotation, molecular function: DNA-binding transcription factor activity, RNA polymerase II-specific; protein binding; RNA polymerase II cis-regulatory region sequence-specific DNA binding. The record is from RefSeq and is a predicted model, not a curated record. Gene Ontology annotation, biological process: regulation of transcription by RNA polymerase II; immune system process. The coding region runs from base 39 to 713 and encodes 224 amino acids. The transcript has 3 exons. Gene Ontology annotation, cellular component: nucleus.